This is a messenger RNA of Indicator indicator, 837 nucleotides long. RefSeq names its product gastrula zinc finger protein XlCGF67.1-like. Gene Ontology annotation, biological process: regulation of transcription by RNA polymerase II. Gene Ontology annotation, cellular component: nucleus. Gene Ontology annotation, molecular function: DNA-binding transcription activator activity, RNA polymerase II-specific; RNA polymerase II cis-regulatory region sequence-specific DNA binding. NCBI's taxonomy places the organism in Eukaryota, Metazoa, Chordata, Aves, Piciformes, Indicatoridae. The coding region runs from base 1 to 693 and encodes 230 amino acids. The transcript is spliced from 2 exons. The record is from RefSeq and is a predicted model, not a curated record.
AUGAAGGAGGAGAAGCGUAGCCCAAAGGAAGAGGAUGAGAAGGUGGAGAAUGCGGAGGAGAAUGAUGACUAUGAUGAUGAUUUCUUCUCAGCUGUCUCCGAGCUGAUGAAGCAUCACUGCCCCCACCCUGGCCCCCGACCCUUCAUCUGUGGUGACUGUGGCAAGAGGUUCAGGUGGAGGUAUGACCUCACGCGGCACUGCCUCACCCACAGCAGUGAGAGAUCCUUCACCUGCAGGGACUGUGGCAAGAGCUUCAAAACCAGCUCCAACCUCACCAUCCACCGCCGCAUCCACACCGGAGAGAAUCUGUUCCCCUGUGCUGAGUGCGGCAAGAGCUUCACCACGAGCACUUUAUUCAUCCAGCACCAACUCACCCACAGCAGUGAGAAAUCCUACAGCUGUGCCCACUGUGGGAAGAGCUUCACACAGAGCUCCACCCUCAUCAAGCAUCGUCUUGUGCACACUGGUGAGAAGCCUUUCACCUGUGCUGACUGUGGCAAGAGCUUCACCUACAGGUCCAAUCUCACCGAGCAUCGUCGUGUGCACACUGGUGAGAAGCCUUUCACUUGUGCUGACUGUGGCAAGAGCUUCACCCGCAGGUCUAUUCUCAAAAAUCAUCGCCGCAGCCACACCACUGAGCAGCCCACAGUGCUGGGAGGCACAAGCAGAUCCAGCCAGGGUCUGUUGGGUUAAUGGUGACCCCUGAAAGGGCCUUUCCAGCAGAUUGAACCAAAAUCACCUCUUUUUUCACCUGCAUUUGUCAGAGGCUAGGGACUGCAGCAGGAUCAAACACCUCCUGCCAUUUUGAACACCAAUCAGUGCUGAUGAGAACAAUUA